ACGUACAAGAUUUGGUGACGUUAACCUACGCAACUUCGCUCCGCGCCUUAGAUUGUCAUCCCGAGGCUUCCGUUAGUCAGACAUAUUGUCCCAGAGGAGCCGGGAGAGGCCCUGACAGACCGGGGGCAGCAUGGAUUCCAUAGCGAGCCCCGGGAAAGACAAUAGUCGCAUGAAGAGCUAUAAGAACAAGGCUCUAAACCCAGAGGAGAUGCGCAGACGACGUGAAGAGGAAGGAAUCCAACUCCGCAAGCAGAAACGUGAACAACAGCUUUUCAAGCGUCGGAAUGUGGAACUAGUUUCAGAAGAUGCAUCUAUGCUUGAUGGACCUUUGAUGGACUCUUAUGUCAGCUCCACCAAUACUGCGGAUGGAGUUAUCACCCGUGAAAUGGUUGGACUACUGCUAUCUGACGAUCCUGACCUGCAGUUGGCUACAACUCAGAAAUUUCGAAAGCUGUUAUCUAAAGAGCCAAACCCCCCAAUAGAUGAAGUGAUCAAUGCUCCUGGUGUGGUAGAGCGGUUUGUGGAUUUCCUCAAAAGGAGUGACAACUAUACACUACAGUUUGAGGCAGCUUGGGCCUUGACAAACAUUGCUUCGGGCACUUCACAACAAACAAAGAUUGUGAUAGAAGCAGGGGCUGUGCCAAUCUUCAUCCAGUUGCUAAACUCUGACUAUGAAGACGUCCAGGAGCAGGCUGUGUGGGCCCUGGGCAACAUUGCAGGUGACAGCUCAGUGUGCCGGGACUAUGUAUUGAGCUGUGACAUCCUUCCCCCCCUUCUAAAUCUGCUUACCAAGUCAAGCCGUCUCACUAUGACCAGAAAUGCAGUAUGGGCCUUGUCUAACCUGUGUCGAGGAAAGAACCCACCUCCAGAUUUUGACAAGGUAUCUCAGUGUCUUCCUGUAUUAUCACGUCUCCUGUUCACCAGUGACUCGGACUUACUAGCAGAUGCUUGUUGGGCACUCUCUUACCUUUCUGAUGGACCCAAUGAGAAGAUCCAAGCAGUAAUUGAUUCUGGGGUCUGUCGCAGGCUGGUGGAACUCUUAAUGCACAACGAUUACAAAGUGGCUUCACCUGCACUGAGGGCUGUUGGAAACAUCGUCACAGGAGAUGACAUCCAAACACAGGUUAUCUUAAACUGUUCUGCUCUUCCUUGUCUAUUACAUCUUCUGAGUAGCCCAAAGGAGUCUAUUCGCAAAGAGGCUUGCUGGACCAUCUCUAAUAUCACUGCUGGGAAUAGAGCCCAAAUACAGGCUGUUGCCGAUGCCAAUAUAUUUCCAGUGUUGAUUGAAAUUUUACAAAAAGCCGAAUUUCGCACACGAAAAGAAGCUGCAUGGGCCAUCACAAAUGCUACAUCUGGGGGAACAUCAGAGCAAAUUAGAUACCUAGUGGACCUGGGCUGCAUCAAACCACUGUGUGAUCUUCUUACUGUCAUGGAUUCAAAAAUUGUGCAAGUAGCUCUGAAUGGACUAGAAAAUAUCCUCCGACUUGGCGAACAAGAUGCAAAACAAGGGGGUGGUGGCAUAAACCCUUACUGUGGACUGAUUGAAGAGGCAUAUGGUUUGGAUAAAAUAGAGUUCCUGCAGAGCCAUGAGAAUCAGGAAAUUUAUCAAAAAGCUUUUGAGUUGAUAGAACAUUACUUUGGAGUGGAGGACGAUGACCCCCAACUUGUUCCAUCUGUUGAUGAUUCCCAGCAGCAAUACAUUUUCCAACAAACAGAAGCCCCGAUGGAUGGAUUUCAGCUGUGAGCCAGAAUCCAUGGGACAAUUGGAGAAUUCACUCAUCUUCACUACUGUGUUCAGGUUGUGGAGAGGGAUGGUGGGGAAGCAGCCAUUCAUGAUGAAGUCAAGUUAUUCAUGGUUUAUUACAGAAGUUUAUCUCCUCCUGCUCUUAAACUUAUGCUUUGGUUAGGCAGAGAAAGCUGUGGUUUAACAACAUGCACAACCUUAUGCUGCUUUUUGCGAGGUCUGUAUGUAAAGCAGAUACACUCCUCUGCCGCUGAGCUUUCUCUGCUUCAUAAGAUACAAAUAUAUAUUUUUGUUUUUGACUUAAAAUGGACUUGCAGUAUCUGAAACGCAUCAGAGUUUAAUGCGUUGAGCGUCUGUUCCUUUUGUGCAGGGAGAAGAGGAGCAAAAUCAAUUGUACAACUAUUUUUGUUCUUGUUUGAUGGAAAAUAUAGUGCUAUUUAAAAUUAUUAAAAAGAAUAAAUAAGUGAAAUGGCUAAAGGCAGCGGAUAGUGGUAAGACUGAAGCAGUCAUUUAUGCUACUUUCAUAGGUUUAUCUACAGUAACUGUGAUAUUUUUGGAACAUGGCUUUUACUUUUUGCUCCUUUUGGAAAUUGUUUUAUCAGGCGCUACUUGCCAGAUCUCAAACAUUUAUUCUUGUUGAAAUGAAGUUGGGCACUUAGUACACAAGCUCCUGAGUGCCUUAUAGCAUUACCUGCCUCUCAGAAUAUUUUAUGAUGUUAAAUUGUAUCGCUAAUAACUUACAAUUAUGCAAAACAUGUUGCAUUCCAAGUGGAUUCGAAGGCAACAAGUUUGCAUCUUGGAUCAGUAUUCCUGUAGGGGCCUCUUAGAAAUUAAGUUAAGCACUUUGAUAAUACCAGUUCCUUUAUGAGUUAUGGUCUACACUUUCAGGAAUAUUGUGAAAGAUUGAAAUAUUGGCAUUUCUGCCCAAAGAGUGUGCAGGCAAUAUUUAUACAGUAAAGGUGUGCAAAUGGCAAGUGCUACCUUGUGGCAGUAGAAGAAUCUCAUUGUAUCACCAUGUGAUGGGAGUGCUCUGCAGUUCUGCAUCUGGUUUGUAUUUUCCCACCAGUAUCACUAAUAUUCUUCCCUAGGUCAUUAUCAAUAACAAAUUGUGACUUCGGCUUACUGGUGUGAAAUGCAGAAUGAAAUGUAUCUACUUGAAUUAAACUAAUACUUAGUUGGC
Molecule: messenger RNA, 2924 nt
Organism: Hyla sarda
Lineage: Eukaryota; Metazoa; Chordata; Amphibia; Anura; Hylidae
Gene: KPNA6
Product: karyopherin subunit alpha 6
Exons: 14
Coding region: 131-1744 (537 amino acids)
Biological process (GO): NLS-bearing protein import into nucleus
Cellular component (GO): cytoplasm; nucleoplasm; nucleus
Molecular function (GO): nuclear import signal receptor activity; protein binding
Source: RefSeq, a predicted model, not a curated record